Messenger RNA from Chelmon rostratus (copperband butterflyfish), 2334 nucleotides. RefSeq names its product cyclic nucleotide-gated cation channel beta-3-like. The record is from RefSeq and is a predicted model, not a curated record. Gene Ontology annotation, cellular component: plasma membrane; photoreceptor outer segment; intracellular cyclic nucleotide activated cation channel complex. The coding region runs from base 1 to 2244 and encodes 747 amino acids. Gene Ontology annotation, molecular function: intracellularly cAMP-activated cation channel activity; cGMP binding; protein-containing complex binding. NCBI's taxonomy places the organism in Eukaryota, Metazoa, Chordata, Actinopteri, Chaetodontiformes, Chaetodontidae. The transcript is spliced from 18 exons. Gene Ontology annotation, biological process: monoatomic cation transmembrane transport.
AUGUUCAGCAGGUUCAAGAAGUUGAUGGGGGCACCUGAGCCUCCCCCUGCCCAAGCUGCUACCCCACCUCCACCCGCUAAGGAAGAGAAGCCCCCGGAAAAGAAGGAUGAAAAAGAGCAGCCAAAGAAAGAGGAGGAAAAGAAAGAAGAGGAAAAGAAAGAGGAAAUAAAACAGGAGGAAAAGAAGGAGGACAAAAAAGAUGAGGAAAAGAAAGAAGAAGUGAAGAAAGAAGAAGAGCCCAAGAAGGAAGAGCCAGCACCAGCUCCAGCUCCUGCUCCAGCUCCUGCCCCGGCUGCUCCUGCUGCUGCUGCUCCUGCCAAUGAAGAGGGGGCUGAUGGUGAAGAAGCCCCUCCUCCACCUGUCGUCUACUUCCGCAACACAGAUGACAUGCUCAGAAGUUUGGCCAAGAAGCUACGAGAGCGGACGCAGGAGCUCAAAGAGAAAUCCAUAGACCCUUACGCCACUUCCCCAGAGAUCACCCCACCCGUCACACCUGUCUUCAAGAAGGAGGACUACAUCAGGCUGAAGGAAGAGGAGCGGAUAGCCAAGGAGGAGGCGGAUAAAAAGAAGGCGGAGGAGGCAGCCAAAAAGGCAGAGGAGAAGAAGAAAAAGGACGAGGAGAAGAGGCUGGAGGCCGAGAAGAAGGCAGAGGAGGAGAGGCUGGCAGAGGAGGCCCGGAAGAAAGCCAAGAUCCUCCCAGACAUCAGCUGCUCCUGCUUCGAUGUCCUAUUUCACCCAAUUGAGAAAAUGAUGGACGGCUACCUGGGAAAAACCAUCGAUCCUUUAGAUCAUCGGUAUAUUGCCUGGAUGGCCGUGGUAGCAUUGAUAUACAACUACAAUGUUUGGUUUUGCACUGCCCGGAUGUCCUUCCCUUACCACAAUGAAAAUGUCAACAUCUACUGGAUCGUUUGUGACGUUCUGGCUGACAUAGUGAACGUUAUCGACAUCAUAAUCUGGCAGCCUCGGCUUCAGUUUAUCAAAGCGGGAGACAUUAUCAAAGACGGAGCUCUGACUAAAGUACACUAUCGGAAAUCCCAACGAUUUAAGACUGAUAUAUUUAGCAUCCUCCCCUUUGACCUUCUCUGCCUGUACUUUGAAUUCUCCUCCGUCUUCCGGAUCAACCGCUUCAUCAGGAUUGAGUCCUUCUUCGAGUUCAGCGACAGACUGGAGAAUGUCAUGUCCAAGGCCUACAUCUGGAGAGUGGCUCGGACCACAGGUUACCUGCUCUUCAUGCUCCAUCUCAACGCCUGCGCCUAUUUCGUUGCCUCAGUGCACCAGGGGCUUGCAUCGACCACGUGGGUGUAUGACGGACAGGGCACAGCGUACCUGCGCUGUUACUAUUUUGCGGUCCGCAGUCUGAUCAACAUCGGGGGUCUUCCAGAGCCUGUAACCACCUUUGAGAUCACCUUUCAGAUGCUGAACUUUUUCAUUGGCGUCUUUGUGUUCUCCAGUCUGAUUGGACAGAUGAGAGACGUCAUAGGUGCAGCAACAGCAGGUCAGGCUUAUUUUCAAGCAUCAAUGGACGGCUGUGUUUCCUACAUGAACACCUAUAUGAUCCCCAAGUAUGUCCAGAACAGAGUGCGGACCUGGUACAACUAUACCUGGGCCGCUCAGGGCAUGCUGGAUGAGUCAGAGCUGCUGGACAAGCUGCCUCUGGUGAUGAAAACUGCCAUCGCCGUGGACAUCAACCUGGCAACCUUCCAGAAGAUCGCACUCUUUCAGGGCUGUGACCAGCAGAUGUUGGUGGACAUGUUGCUGAGGCUCAAGUCCACCAUCUAUCUACCUGGAGACUUUGUUGUGAAGAAAGGCGACAUCGGCAAAGAGAUGUACAUCAUUAAAAGCGGAGCGGUGCAGGUGGUGGGAGGCCCUGACAACAGCAUUGUGUUUGUCACACUGAAGGCUGGCUGCGUGUUCGGAGAAAUCAGUUUACUACAGUCUGCCAAAGAUGGAGGAAACAGGCGCACCGCUAACGUGCGAGCGCACGGCUUUGCUAACCUCUCUGUCCUGGAGAAGAAGGACUUGUUUGAUAUCCUCAUCCACUACCCGGAGUCUCAGAAAGUUCUAGCCAAGAAGGGAAGGAAACUGACCAAAGCCAAAGCACCUGCAGGUGCUAAAACCAAUGAGGACAAGCCCAAAGGUCUGAAUCUGUUUGGACAAAAACCACCAACACCCAAGUUGCUCAAAGCGUUUGCCAAUUUUCGCAAAGCCGGCCUCCUGGAAAAACAGACGAAACCCAAUCAGUAAUGAGACUGGCAUGUGUGACGCUGCUGGGCAUCACCGCAUCAACUCAUUUGGUGUGUUCCACUUUUCAUCUGCGGCUGAAAGAUUCACAAG